UCAUGUCAAAAAUUCAAAGAAAUGGCCAAGCAGAUUCCUCCAAUACGUCGUCUUCGCCAAGCAAUCGACCACGAAAACGAUUUAAGAAAUGCUGUAGAAAUUUUGUUACAUUCAUGUGUACACAAGUGGGUGUUGGUGCUCUCAUCGUAAUAUAUGCUAUAUGCGGGGCAUUUUCCUUCAGGAAAAUUGAAGGGGAAUCCGAAGAUACUAAAGAGGCCGAGGUUGCUGGAUUGCGUAGUACAUGUGCCGAGGAACUCUGGAAUAUAACCGAGACGUACAACACUCUUGAUAAACCAACAUGGCAGAAUAGCACAGACAUAAUUCUACAAAACUAUCAGAGACAAAUUGCCACCAUAAUAAAACAGGGCUAUGAUUAUAGAAAACCUGCUGAUAUUUGGUCGUUUCCAGCGGCACUGAUGUUUUGUUUAUCGGUUAUAACUAUGAUAGGCUAUGGUAAUAUGGUCCCACGAACCCCAUGGGGUAAGGGUUUUACUGUAAUUUAUGCAACUUUUGGAAUACCCUUGUAUAUUCUGUAUUUCUUGAAUAUGGGCAAAGUUUUGGCUAGAUCAUUUCAGUUCCUGUAUCGAAGUUUACAUGAAUGCACUCACGAACGUUCCAUUGUAGAUCAUCGUUUAGAGGCUCUGGAAAAUGGCAGCUUACGCAGCCUACAUCGAAAGAAAAUAAUUGUACCAUCAACAGCAUGCCUAUGGGUUAUUAUAUUCUAUAUACUCACUGGCACAAUUAUGUUUGCCAAUUGGGAGAAAUGGUCGUUUCUAAAUUCAUUCUAUUUUUGCAUGACAUCGCUAUGCAAAAUCGGAUUCGGCGACUUUGUUCCUGGCGCUUCCUUGGUCACAGGGUCGCUUAUUGCCGAAACUAGUAAAAAAGUUCAGGAAGAUCCCACUAUCGACCCUAAUGCCGUAACAAAAUUGCAAAGGUCUAUUGCCGAACAGCACUCUAAACUGGCAAUCAACUUUAUUUACAUGUUAAUUGGAAUGGGCCUUGUGGCCAUGUGUUAUAACCUUAUGAGAGAAGAAGUGCGUGUAAAACUGAAGGAGCUAAAGGAAGAUACCAAACUUUGUCUGGACGAUACACGUAGCCGUUUCGUAGGCUGCUGUGGAGGUCGUCAUCGGGACGUUUAUGAUGACGAUGAUGAUGAUGGAGAUGAUUACUAUUAAAGUUGUGU
Messenger RNA from Musca vetustissima, 1183 nucleotides. RefSeq names its product TWiK family of potassium channels protein 18. Gene Ontology annotation, molecular function: potassium ion leak channel activity. Bases 3 to 1175 code for a protein of 390 amino acids. Gene Ontology annotation, cellular component: membrane. The transcript has a single exon. The record is from RefSeq and is a predicted model, not a curated record. Gene Ontology annotation, biological process: stabilization of membrane potential; potassium ion transmembrane transport. NCBI's taxonomy places the organism in Eukaryota, Metazoa, Arthropoda, Insecta, Diptera, Muscidae.